Molecule: messenger RNA, 1188 nt
Organism: Parascedosporium putredinis
Lineage: Eukaryota; Fungi; Ascomycota; Sordariomycetes; Microascales; Microascaceae
Source: the annotation of a GenBank genome assembly
AUGAUUCUGACGCGAUAUAUCCUGGGCGCCUUGGCCACCGCGUCGGUAGCGUACUCGGCGAAGAAACGCGAUCCGGUAUGCAUCAUCGGCGCCGGCCCAGCUGGGCUCGCCGCCGCGACCGCCCUCGAGCAAAAGGGUAGGGAGGUGGUGAUUUUCGAAAAGCAGGCAAAGGUGGGAGGAAAGAGCCAGGCCGUCUACAAAGAUGGCCUCUUUCAGCCGCUCGGCGCCGUUCUUUUCGAAAAAGCAGCCUACGUCGAGACGAUGAAGAUUAUCGAGCAGACCGGAGUUCCUUACAGCGACCUGAGCAUUGGCGAGCGUUGGUACUUUGACUGGAAAACGGGCGCUGCUACUCUAGCGCCGCCCGUGUCCCAAGAUCUGGCGACGGCGCUGGGCCUCGAGUUUCAACGAUAUGCUGCGUAUUGGGGGACCAUCCACCUUCCCAUGACCAGCGUCGGCUACAAGGAUGGAAUUCCGCCCGAGCUCGCGGUCACCGGAGCUCAGUGGCUCGCGCAGAAUGGCUACCAGGUGCUGGGGCUGGCCAUGAUUGAUGCGUUUGUGACGUACGGAUAUGGCGACUACCGAGAGAUACCCGCGCUCUACAUGCUCGAGUUCUACACUCCCAGCAUCUUGGCUUACAUGAUGGGUCUUACCCCGGGAUACAAGAUCGAUUUCCACAAACUAUUGGUCGAGUAUUCGAAGUCGGUCAAGGGUCCAAUCAACCUCGGAGCCGAUAUUAAGUUGAUAUCUCGAUGGGGUGCCCCGCUCACGAAUCCGUUCACGCCCGUCACGCCCGAGGGCCAGCCAAUUUUCUUCUCGGCCCUGCACCAGGGCUCGGGGGUUGUUAAUGUCUGGUCGUGGGACAAGACCGGAGCAAAGUCCAACCCGGACAAGGCGCGAAAGCUUCUGAAGGAGACCUUGAGCAAGUUCAAUAAAGAUCCUAGGAACAGUGCGCAGCAGGCGAAGGCCGUGACGGAUAAGAAUAUCAUCGGCUUCAAUGCCGUGGUGGAUUACUUCCCUCACGUUGGCCCGGCGGAGAUCGCCCAGGGUUGGUAUGACCGGUUCAACGCCUUGAAUGGCGAAGAUCACACAGUUUACGCUUCUGGUUUGAACGCUUUUGAAACAGUUGAGCAUGCACUCCGGGCAGGAGAGAUGUGGUGGACUCUUACUUGUAAUCGGAUAGCCGUUUAG